Messenger RNA from Diaporthe amygdali, 693 nucleotides. RefSeq lists its product as uncharacterized. The transcript is spliced from 2 exons. The coding region runs from base 1 to 693 and encodes 230 amino acids. Gene Ontology annotation, cellular component: trans-Golgi network. NCBI's taxonomy places the organism in Eukaryota, Fungi, Ascomycota, Sordariomycetes, Diaporthales, Diaporthaceae. The record is from RefSeq and is a predicted model, not a curated record.
AUGGUCUCCACUCCACCACCCAGUAUUUGCCAAACACCCGAGGCCACGACUCACGACACGACACAAAGCAACCCCCAUCCCUCCUCCCCGACCUUCGACUCUCUGCCGCAACCACGGGCACCCAACAACAGCAGCAGCAGCCACGACACCGGCAAUAACACCAUCGAGAUAGGCAUCCCACAGCAGUCCGAUCCUACCAUCUCACCAACCACAAUGGAGGACGCACCUUCACCGCAAGAGCAAGUCUACGCUCAUCAGAUGCCAGAGAUGGCCCGCUCAGACUCUUCCUCGGCCUCCUCCGUCGACCAGAACAGUCCUCAGAUCGUCGCUCCCGUCCCAGUCCGGCCACGCCUGCCCAGCCGGAAAAGCAGCGGUACUAUCAUUGUCCCUCGAGAAUCAGCAGAAGCAGUUGAACCAACCGAUGUCAUGAUAGAGCCCGGCGAUGUGCGCGCCAUGAGUCCACGGAGGACCAGCGAAGACCUUGAGGCACUGGGACGCGAGGCUCGGGACGAACUUCGAAGGCACGCAAAGGCCCUUCAGGAAUCGCUACUCAUGAUAUUUAACCGCAUUGAGGCUGUCAAGGAGGAACACGACAAGCUCGACAGCAACAACAAGUUCCUGCAAAAAUACAUUGGCGAUCUAAUGAGCACGAGCAAAAUCACGGCGACAUCGUCGAGCAGAGUCAAGAAGUGA